Felis catus (domestic cat) is the source of this 11688-nucleotide messenger RNA. Its product is annotated as mesothelin. The record is from RefSeq and is a predicted model, not a curated record. Gene Ontology annotation, biological process: cell-matrix adhesion. Gene Ontology annotation, cellular component: cell surface. The transcript is spliced from 16 exons. NCBI's taxonomy places the organism in Eukaryota, Metazoa, Chordata, Mammalia, Carnivora, Felidae. Bases 10296 to 11564 code for a protein of 422 amino acids.
AGGACCACAGUGUCGCCUCCCUCGGAGGGGCCGCCAGGACCACAGUGUCGCCUCCCUCACCCAGGGCUCACUGCCGGCGGGAUAUGCGGCCCUGAGUCCUUGCCCUGGGAGCUUGCAGAGGCAGCGGCCUUGCUAUACUUGGUCGCAGAGGCGCUCGAGACCCCAGAAGGGCGCCUGGCCCCCCCCUGGGCGUGCAGUUCCUGUUGCAGAGCGAGCGAAAUGGAAGUGACAGGGCGGGCAGCGCUCCCCACAACUCGGCGGCUCCGUGCGGAGCUUCUCUCACGGGCUCCGACACCCUCUUCUGUCAUUUUGGAGACCAGCUUGGGAAAGCGCCGUUUCCCUGUAAGGUUUGGUAGCGCGACGCGGGACUGCUGCUGGCCAGGCUCGGCCCUGGGCCGUUAUAAAUCGUGUCGAGUCCAGUUUUACUGCCACUACUGACCCCUUUUUAGUGGGGCUUUCCAGACACCUGCAGGAGUUGAGUCUGGCACGGCCCGGUGUUCAUCUCGUGUUUCUGAGGGCCCAGCCUGGCCUGUGCUCCCAGUCUCCUUGCAGUACUUAGCCCAGUGUGGACUUGAGUGCUGCUGACUCCCACACCUGCCUGUGGGUUUUCCUCGAGGCCCAGGGACCCAAGGUCCACCGGCGGGGGCAGCGUCCUCGGGCCCCUGCAGCUGCUCCUCUUGGCUGCCAAGACAGGACUUUCUUCUACAACAGCUGGGGCAGGCUUUCCGUAGCAGCUACGGGAGCUCCGCUUCCAGGCCCCCAGGCGCCACCCGUCCCCUGUCCUGACAAUACCUGACCCAGGUCUGAGAUACGGUUCCUGAAAUCUGAACAGUCCUAAGCGAUUCUUAGAAGUGGGCGAGCCCCCAACCAACCUUAGUUUCACCGAAAUGCCCCAGAGUAGGUUUACAAAAGACUCGUGAGAGUAACAAUGGCAUUGAGAUGGGGGCCAGGAAUGAGGGCCCGUUAGGAGUGGUGGAGAGGAUUUACACGGGAGGGGCCCUGGCUGAGGCUGGGGGGACAGGGAGGGUUCUCCUGACGCUGGAAAGGGGGGCUGCAGCCCGUAGGUGUGCAGAGCCAGGGUCCCUGCAGGGCGGGCUUCCUGCCUCCUUCCCCUGGAACCCAAGUCUGUGGGAGCGAACCAAGUGGAGCAAAGGGUGGGGGUGGACGAAAGUGGAAGAGCCCACGCGACCAUCAGCAGAUGAGUGGGUAGACGGGCGAGGACUCAGCUGUAAAGCCGUGUGGAUGAGCCCUGGUGACAUGAUGCUCGGCAAGAGAAGCCACUCAAAAGGCCACCUAUCGUAGGAUUCCAUUUCUAUGAAGCCCGUGAAAUAGGCAACUCCACAGGGAUGUUAAGUAGAUUGGAGGUUGCCAGGGGCCCGGAGGAGGCUUCAGGGUGAGGUGACGAGAAAGUUUUGGAAAGCAAGGUAAUCUUUGCCCGACACUGUAACUAAUGCCACUUAAAAAGGGUUGCUAUGGCAACUUUUGUUGUAGGUAUGUUACCACAAUUUGAAAACUACUAAUGUAAUAUAUCAAAAAUCACUGAACUGCACCCUUUAAGUGGGCAGAUUUUAUGGCAUGUGCAUCUAUAUCUCAAUAAAACUGGCUGCCCCAAGGUAGCUUCAAGAGGUCCGGACGCUGAGUGCACCCAGGUUGGCCUAGCAUCGAACCAUCGGUCCCAGCGUCCCCGUGCCGUGCCUGGGCGACGGUUUCUGGUUCAGACAACCUGACUGGGGAUCUCUGAUAUCACCCACACACUCACACAACAAGGGCCCCUCGAGGGUCUUUUACUCAAUCGCAGCCCCGUCCCUGGAGACCUGGGGCUCUUGAGCAGACGCUGCGUGCACCUCCUCUGUGCACCUGCUCCCACACCUGCAGAUUCUUUCAUCAUCAUUAGUAUUUACUGCUCGCUUCCCGUGUGCCGGGGUUUACACACGUGGGGGAAACGGAGGGCCAGCUGAGGACUUGAGAGGCCGUGGGCCCCGUAGCCAGCCUGGGCAGCGGCCGCGAUGCUGUGCCUGGGUGUCGGCACCCCUCUCCCUGAGCUGGGACAGGAGCAGGGCUUGGCCUCUGCUCUGGAUGUGUCCCCAGGACCCCCUUUGCCCAAAGCUGGCCACCAGAUCUUUGGGUGGGAGCAGACGCACAUCAGAGUUUCACCGUCUGAGGAACCCGCCUGACGUUAGGACCACGACUGGGGGGUUUAGAACAACAGAAGUUUAUUCUCUUAGUUUUUUUCUUUCUUUCUUUUUGAAAUGUUUAUUUAUUGUGUGUAUGAGAGAGAGAAUCCCAAGAAGGCUCCGUGCUGUGAGCAGGGAGCCCGACGCGGGGCUCGAUCUCACGAGCUGUGAGAUCAUAUAACCUGAGCUGAGAUCAAGAGUUGGUCGCUUGCCGACCUCUUUGGGCCGUGGACCUGGGGCGGUGAAGGAGCCGAGAAAAAGACGACAGUAUAGCGAGGCACAGGGGACCCCGAGCCAACCGCCCGAGGCCCCGAGGUUUAUUGUACAUCUUCUUUUAUACUUUUACAGAGCUACAGAUCCACGACGAUUAACUGUAGAAGGUUAGUAAGGCGUGGCAACAAAGGACAUGUGGUUCAGCUAAAGCACAAACGUACGUUGCCAUUGCGUGCAAAGGCUUUCUUGCAGAUACGUAGGCUAUGAUAGGAAUCUUUAUGCCAGGAUGAGAAACAAAGAGGAGAGUGAACACGCUGUGUUAUUUACAGCUGGCUUCCUUUAAGCAAAACAUCCUUGUCUUCCUACUAGAGAACAGGCCACAUUUCCCAAGGGCAUUUCGCUCCAUUUCUUUCGCAUUAUUUUUAACCCUAUGAUCUCGAGCUUUCUCAGAGAUCUUGGAGCCUGAACGAAUAUGCCCCUGUGGUUAUUGUGGUGUUCUGUUUCCCACGGUCGCUCAACCGACUGAGCCCCGCAGGCGUCCCCACGCUCUCAGUUCUUGAGGCCAGAAGUCUGAGGCCAAGGUGUCAGCAGGCCCAGCUCCUGGUGGCCCUGGGGAGCCCUGGGCACAAGACAGCAUCUCCCCAGCAUCUGCCUCAUCAGCACAUGGACCCUGUGUGUCUUCUGACACUUGUCACUGGAUUCAGGGCCCAACCUACCUCCCAGCAUGAUCUCGUCUCGAAACCCUCAGCUUAACCCUCAGCAAGGACCCGAUUUCCAAGCGAGGCCCCAUUUACGGGUUUGGGGCACAUGUUAUUUGGGGGGCACUGUUCAACCCGCCAGAGCCCUCAUGUCCAACUUUUGUGGGACCCUCAAGGGUCAGAGGACAGCUGCAUAACGUGAUGCGUCUCACAGGUCAUAUGACUGCGCUGGCCCUGGGGUGCGAGGCUGGGGCGGACCAUGCCUGCUGUGCUGCAAAGCCAGGGUUGGUCCCGCAGGGUCUUGGAGGGGCGGGGACAGACAGCCUGUGUGCUGUAGGAAUACAUCCACCUAGGGUCAGGAAAAGUAAACGGCCUUUGUCUUUUCCAAAAAAAAUUUAGGGGCCCCUGGCUGGCUUAGAAGAGUGUGCAACUCUUAAUCUCCGGGUUAUGAGUUUGAGCCCCAUGUUGGGUGUGGAGAUUGUCUAAAUAAACACUUAAAAAUUUUUUUUUUAACUUUCUCUUAAAAUGUAAUUUCAAAACACUACCUUCUCCAGGGUUACUGUUUCGUGCAUCAAGGCCCCCCAAGAUGUCGGAAAGGAGAAGUGGGGUCCGCUCCCCCUUCUCCGCAUGGCUGUAGGAGGAGGAGCGUGUGCCCAGGGGCGGCCCGUGUGCGUGUGCUGUCCGUCUGCCCACCGGACCCACCCGGACACUGUGGCUGGUGCAGAGGCCCUGGCGUCCUCAUCGGGCACCGGGGUGGGGAGGGGCAAACGGCCCACGGAGGGGCUCCCUGUACAGCGGAGCCCCUGCCUGGUAGGGAGGGGGGUCAGGUAGAACAAGGCCGGCCUCCCACCCAAACAAGUGGUUCUGGCCUUCGGAAUCUGCUCUCGUGCUUUUUGUGAACUGGGGACUAUUUUGUUUGUGGGCCUGGGCGGCCACUGAGGGGUCUCCUUCCCACGUGAGGGCCUUCGUGCUCAGGAGUUUCUGAGUAAAUCAGCCCAGGUCCCUGAGGAUCAUGGGUCUCCUGCCCUGUCUCGGUGGGUGUGGGGGCACAGCCUUCCAGGCCAGUCCCUGCAAACCUUCCACUCACCUGGGAGGCUCUCUGGGCCCUGGGCUGGGGUGUGGGGAGGGAGGGCAAAGGAAGAGCCCACUCGGGGAGGGUCUGCGUCAGGGUGGGACCCAGUGCCCCUUAUGCUCAGAAUCGAGAGAGAAAGCAGUCUCUCUUAGGAGCACACGCAGGCGCUGCGGGCAGUUCGUCUGGUGCUUGGAUUGGGACACUUCCCUGGUGGCCUGAGGUGUCCCGUUCGGAGCCCACCAGCCCUCCCCACCCUCAGGUGCACGCCGGGCUCCUCGUGAAGCCAGAAGUGUCCCUAGGCUGAGCAGACACAGCGUUUUAUUUGUUGAAGGAAAUUACCGUGGGCAAUGAACACAUCAUUAGCGGCAUAAUCAGCACACGCGCCUUCCCGCUGGGGACGCCACAUCUUGUCAACAGGUGUAAUCCGGCAACGGCCCGGGGAGGCCGGGAACGGGCUGCAAUUAGUAGCUAAUGAGGACGCCUGCCAUGACCUGUUCCUCCUCGGGAGAGACCGGUGCGGGCCUGAGGGGGGAGGGUCACACAGAGAGCGCUGGGGCUCCCAGGGUCCUGCCUCCACACCCACCCGGCGCAGGAAGCAGCAGAAAGAGCUGGUCGGCCACAUGGCCUCACUGCUGCACACGUGUCCCUAGGUCUGGGAGGUUGGCUCCGCUUCAGCCCUGGACGCCGAAGCCGUCUCAGCGGGGGCGCGCCGGCAGGAAGCCCCCUUUGCCUGACCAGGUGCCAGAAAGCGCCAGGAAGGCCCCGGGACGUGGCCGGCCACUUUCUGUGGCUGGGCCUCUGGGCUGUGGCCUAGGAAGUGUGGCCUGGGGCACAGUCCACUCUUGGAGGGCGCGCCUGAGGCUGGUCAGGCUUCGAGGCAUGCAGCUCGGAGCGGGAGCGGGUGGGGGGAGCGAGGCGACUCUCUGGGGGCGGGCUGUGGGGCUCGUUUGUGGCACUCUCCCCCUGGCCCUGAGCUGCCUCUGCGUCUGCAGUUUGUAGUCAGCCCCCAAGUCAUCAAGGGGGCCAUCUGGGGUGUCUGGAGGCAGAGCUGAGACUGCUGGGUGGUGCGGGGCCCCCUCAGGAGCCCCCAGGCCUCCGGGCCCACGCACCCUUGGUGCUCACGUGCUUCGGCUCUGCAGCCCACCCACCCGGCAGUCCCUCCACGUGUUGUACCUGCAGCCCCCUCGGCCAUUGCCGGCCACACCCAUGCUCACGGCGGGCUGACCAGUCCAGGAACCCCUGGUCGGGUGAAGCGGGUCCCACUGGCCUGGCCCUGUGAAGAUGACAGGCUCAGAGGCGGGCAGGGCCACCCAUCCAGACCUCCCCGGGGUCGGGGAUCACACACGUGUCCGUGUUCACAUCUGGCCGAUCGGCAGCACCAGGUUGGUCCUCUGGGGCUCCUUCUUUGGGGGGAUGUGGCAUUUUCCCCACCCUGCUGCCACAUCUGAGCUCCCUCCUAACUCAUCUCUGUGUCCCCCCCCCCCCACCGUCCCUGGCCGUGGCCACUCUGCCGGCAACCCUCACCUAGCCCCCACGGCCCCGGGAGAACCCCUCCCCAGCACCUUCCAAGGUGUUCCAUGGAGCUCCAGGUGGGGCCGGCUCGGACAGCACCCCCCGGGAUAGCUCAGGGGGCUUGACCAGCACGGUGACUGGAGGACCAGGAACCUGGAAGCCCACUUGGUUUUGUCUGUGUGAGGUUUGUAAUUGGUUCGUGAGGUCAGGCCUGGCCCACUGCCUGUGGGCGGGUGACCCCGUGCUUUGGGCCUCGGAGCCGAGCCUGAGACGUCUCAGCUCUUGACGUUUCGGCACUCUUCAGCAGACCCAUCCCAGGCUCCCUUCGCUCCUGCCCUGCCAGUCUCCUCUGGGGACGGCCUCUAGCUCACCUGGGCUGUAGCAGCUGGGAGUAGUGGGGGAGUCCCCCACACUCCGUAGAAGAUAAGGUCUUUCUUGUGCUGGGGGCACUGGGAGGGAGGAGCCCACUGCCUUGGUAUAGAUGGGGUAGGGGAGCCAUUCUGCAGAACAGAAGGGCUCACGGCAGGGUCCGCUCCACCACUGCCCGGACGACACUCUAACGUGGCUGUGACCUGUGAGAGCCGCGGCUCGAUUCCCCGAGGUCCCGGCUCAUCUCUCCAUCUCGGCCUCAUUUUCCCUUCUGUGGUGGCAUGGAGGAAGUGACCUGGGGCCACCUCCACCCUGGGCAGCCCUGACUUCCCCGUGUACCUUAGGGUCCUUGUCAUCCCAAUCCGGACCACUGCUCCCAGCGGUCACCCUGACUGCAGGAGGCACUGGGAGGUGGGGAUGUAUCGAAGCCAGAGAACAGUGAGGAAGCACUUUCACCCUCUGAUGGCCAGGUGAGCCAGCUCCUGCCAGAGCCCGGUCACUCGCCCUUGGAAGCUGUCCUGACGUGCGGUAGGAUCCUUGUGGGUGGCCAGGGGUCUGAGGAGGGACCAGACCUGGAGUCGGUGGGGCCAAGUAGGCCACAGGCCAAGUCUGGUGGGGAGGGGAAACAGGUCACCCCAGAUGCCCUGGCUGCAGUGGCUUCCGAGCAGGCCCAGGACACCUGCCAUGUGGAGGCCAGAGGCCAGUAUUGACUGACCCGGGGAGCUCCACAGAGAGCUGGUCCAGGGCCUGGUCCACGGUCAGCUCCUGGGUGAUGGUGCCUGAGGCCAUGAAGGAGGUGGCCAGCUGGGCUGGCGGGCCUAUCUGGGACCUGGGCCUGGAAGUGGGCAUUGCCCUUCAGUUUGGCUGUCAGGGAGGCACCUGUCCCACUCCAAAGCCCAGCUGGCUUCACUCCUCCCUCCCCGUGCUCGAGACACCGAGCCUCUGGUCCCAACAUAGCAGGUGCUCGGUCGGAAAGACGCAGUCUCCCUGGAGCACGUGGCCACGUCUGAGCGUGAGGGUCCCUGCGGGCAUGUCCUUAGCCCACACUGUGGUUCAGCUCCCUGCGGGGGAGGCAAGUUCUGCCCAUCUGCUCCCAGUGACCGCCCAGGGACGCGAACAGUGCUGGGGUGGGGGGUCAGAGUGAGGGUAGCCCUGCGUGCUGCUGACCCUCACCCCCAGAUGCCUUGCAUGCCAGGAGGGUUCUGCAGAGGCCACUGGUGCUGUGGGGAGCCAGCACCAGGAGCAGCUGGAAGACACCGUCGCGGCCCCUCACUCGGGGGUUGGAGCACAGGGGUGGGGUCACUGCCCAGGCGCCCCCUACCCAACUCAGCACCGGGGCCACCCACCCCCACCUUUUCCUACAUCUGCUGGAAGGCAUCACGGAAGACAUCCCCCCGGAGCAGGGCCAGGAUGGCACCAGCCGUGGCCAGCAGGAAGGGCAGCAGCCCCUGCAGCCCACCUGGGAAGCCACAACAUACAAGGAGCCCCUAGGCCUGGCUGACGCAGAGUGUGGUGCUGGCAGCCUCAGCCCUGGCCCUCACGGACACCAUCGGAAUGUCCAAGAAGACGAGCGGCCACCCAGCUGGUGGCCGUGAGCAGGUCUAUAGCUGUGAGCAGAGGUGAGGCUCAGCAGGGCAGGGGACAUCAGCCGGGUGAAUAGCCACAGCACCCCCCCCCCCACGUCUGCCUCAGGCCAGCUGGGCUGGGUCACUGGUUCCUGUGGCUGCAGUCCCCAUGGCCUCAGGGACACAGCGGCAAAGGGAAACAUCCCUGGCCACCUACUGGACCUGGCCAGUUCUGGGGGGCAGGAAGGGGCCCUCUCGUUUCCUUGAGGCUGGGGCCCAGCUGCAGGCAUGCAGCCACCCCCGGCAAGUGCCACCCGGCAAAGCGGGAAACCGAGGCCCUGGAACCUGCUCGCAGGGCAGUGGCUGAGCGAGAAUGUCGCCCCGGGGGUGCCUGACACCAGAACCGUCCCCACACUCCUCUCUCAAAGCCGAGAGACCUGACUCUUACGUGGGCUCUGGUCAGUCAUCGGACCUCUCUGGCCCUCAGUUUCCUUCUCUGUAAAAAGGUAAAAAGCCAUCUGCGGUGGGUCUUCAUUCACAGAAUGAAUAUUCUGCUCUGGACUGGCGUCAGGGCGGAAACAGGGGCUCAGGGAGAAAGGGGCUGACCUCUCAGAGUCAGGAAGACUGCCAGCCGACGAAGGCUUCCUGGAAGAGGCCACCUGGUGUAGAGACCCGUGGCAGGUCUGCUCCAGGCUCCAGGCCAACCUAGUCUGGUUCUUUUUGUUAUUUUGCCCGCGCUGGGGAACAGGUGUUUCGAGAAACCGGACUGGAGACAGCCUACUGAACUCGGGGCGCGGACCCUGCCGUGCCAGGACGUGGGUCCUGCCAGGGAACCUGGCCACCCACCCUUGGACCCAUGGAGCUGAUCAGAUUAGACGGAAGUGCGUCCACACCAGCGAUCAAACCAGGAGUGACCGUUCACCCGACUGCUUAGUCGUGACCGGAUGCCCUCCCUGAUGAGGAACAGAUUUAGUCCUGUGAACGGGAGAAAAAAGGCCUUUUCUUUUUGUGCAGAAUAAGCAGCCCCACAUUUGUUUUGUUCACCCAGAGAGUGACAAGGCCAGCAAUAGCCUGGGGGCAACCCCUGACAGAGAGGAAGGACAAACGGAGGUCGUGCAUGAGGAAGGAGAAGCCAGCUGCACGCCUGAGCGCAACUUGCAAAACGCGGAGCUGAGCAGCGCUGGGAGGAGACCAGAAACGAAGGCACAUCCAGGUACUCACUGAGCCUCGGGCCCUUCUAGGCUUCGGCUGUCCCUCUCCUUGUUUGACGCCUGCCUGCUAACUGCCAAUUGUUUGUGGAACGGGAAUCCUUCAUUCUGGUGAAGUCAGACUCACCCACAAUCAGCAGAGUGGCCGCACCAGCCAGCAUUCCCACCAGCAGUGCCAAAGAGAUCCUCUCUCUCCGCGUCCUCGCCGGUGUCAGGACUAGUGGGGCGGCCUGCAGAGAUCCUGUGGCGGCACCAGGUGGGGGACCCACCCUUGCCCACUGAGCCUCGUCUCACGGCACGAGAAAUGGGGCAGUGAGACGCUGUGAAGUAAGGCGUCAGCUCCCAACUCGAGCCUGGUACAUGCCCGCGCCCCCCCAGGGGAGGCCCAGGCUGGGGCUGCUCUCCACCUGGGCCCCCCCCGCUCCCGGGUGACUGCCCCCCACAUUCCUGAGACAGGAGCGGCCUGCUCCCAGCUGGCAAGGCCUCCUUUGUUUGGCUCGACUGACCUGAGGGGUGCCGGACUCUUGGCCACCUCACUUCCGGGUUGAGGAAACCAAGGCAAAGGAGGCUCGGGUUUGGUCGAUCGCCCUGAAAGAACCACAGUGCAGGGCCCACUGGCACUAGGGGACGUUCCCAGGGGACUUUCCCAGGGUGUCCUGGGGCCCAGCCCAGUAUCCAGGGCCAAAAGGGGCUGACCAUGGCCUCAUCCACGUGGGGUGGGGACAACGGCCCAGCUGGGGUCUGGGUCACCCGCAGGAACAUGCCUGGGGAGGUGAGGGUGGGGUCACGUCCAUCAGCACUCCUGGCACCUCUAGCCAAGUCUGAGUGGGAGCGGGGGUUAGCCAAGGCUGGUCCCAGGGCCCACCUGGGAGGGACCCUGGCCACCCCAAAGAAGCAGGCUGGGGGGGGCAACCCGACCCCUGCCACCACAGAUGCCCCCUUCCAAGGUCCUUGCCCUCGGCGAGUGUGAGGACCCCCCCCCCCCCAACUCUCCUCAAGGUCAGUUCUGCCCUAGUGCCAGCUGCUCCGGCCACACCGCGUGACCCAGGGCUGGCUGCACAGCGUGUCUGUGCUUGGGGCUGACUAAAUGACCAUGCGUGGAAGACCCAGAACCUGUCCGGCUCCCCUGCCAACUCGCACCAGAAGGACCUGAAGUUGGGAAUGUGGGAACGAUGCAGGACAGAAAAGGAGGCUCGAGAGCAGGCUCGCAGAGGGAGAGAGGGAGACAGAGCUCUGCUGGGGACUGUUUCCACGUCACACACAAACAUGGGCACUCCAGACUGGCGGGAACAGACUUGAAACUGCAGGUCGAGCUCAGGCCACUUCGGAAGCUGCAGACCUGACGGCGGAAGUGCCUCUGUGGCCCCAACCUGGCCUUCCGGGGGUCCCCACCCUACCUGGGACAAUACUCCCUGGAAAGCGGCUCUCCACCCACUUCCACACCCCACACUGGCUGGCAAGGCCCCCUGAACCCCACUCUAAAAAUGCAGGGGAACCACCCCAGAAUCCCUAUCCACCCACUGCCUCACCCAAGGGACUGGCAGACAAUGGCCUUGCAGGCUGCUCUGCCUCCCCUGGGGUCCCGUGGGACCCCCACCCACUGUAGCCUCCUGCUCCUGCUUCUCAGCCUUGGGUGGGUGCUACCUUCCAGGGUCCGGGCUGCAGACUCACGACCGGGUGUCAUGACCCCCUGGCUGCAAGGCACCUCCCGGGACCUGUCUUGGCAGCGGCCUGAGCUGACCGUCCUCCUCCCGAGGGACCGGCGGGACACAGAGAAGAAAGCCUGCCCACCAGAGCGGAGGGCCCGUGUGGUGGAUGAAAACCUUGUCUUCUACGAGCCCUGGGAGCUGGAGGCCUGUGUAGAUGGGGCCCUGCUGGCCGCUCAGAUGGACCGGGUGAACAUGGUGCCCUUCACCUACCAGCAGCUGGGCGUUUUUAAGCGCAAAUUGGACGAGCUCUAUCCACAGGGGUACCCCGAGUCCCUGGUCCGGCACCUCGGGUACUUCUUCCUUGAGCUCACCCCCGAGGACAUCCACAAGUGGAACGUGAUGUCCCUGGAAACCGUGAAAUCUCUUCUUGAAGUCAGCAAAGGGCACAAAAUGGAUGCUCAGGUGGCUGCCCUGAUUGCCCGCUAUCUGGUGGGAGGGGGCCAGCUGGACAAGGCCACCCUGGACACACUGGCCGCUUUCCAUCCGACGUACCUGUGCUUCCUCAGUCCUGAGCAGCUGGAGUCAGUGCACCACAGCGUUGUUUGGGCAGCCCGGCCCCCGGAUCUGGAUGCAUGCCGUCCGGCCCAGAUGGACGUACUCUAUCGCAAGGCCCGCCUUGCCUUCCAGAACAUGAGCGGGUCUGAAUACUUCGAGAAGAUGAAGCUCUACCUGGGUGGGGCCCCCACGGAGGACCUGCGGGCUCUCAGCCGUCAGAACAUAAGCAUGGACUUGGCCGCAUUCCGGACGCUGCGGCCUGAGGCAGUGGUGCCGCUGACCGUUGCCGAGGUCCGAAACCUUCUGGGUCCGAACCUGGUGGGCCUGAAGGCGGCGCGGGAGAGCAGCCCCGUGCGGGAUUGGAUCUCACGGCAGCGGCAGGAGGACCUGGACAGUCUGGGCCUGGGGCUCCGAGGCGGCAUCCCCAAUGGCUACCUGGUCGUGGACCUCAGCUUCCGAGAGGCCCUCUCAGGGGGCGUCCGCCUGCUCCGACCCGGACCUGUGCUCACUGCGGUCCCGACUCUGCUGUGGGCUUUGGUCCCGAACUGAGCCCGCUGCUUUGGAUGCUGGACCCGCCCUGCUGGAGGCCCUGCCUGGCCAAAGUGGCCCCGGUGCUCCCUGGCCCGCCUCAAGGGGACUGGGGUUCAAUAAAAGGACACUUUCCUUCCCUGCA